CAAGGCAUAUUUUGUCAUCAACUCCACGAGUCCUAUAAAGCACCCUCCCAAAAACUCUUCAGUAGCCUCCAGCCGUCAGCACACCACCGGCUACCGUCGCCGUCACCUGAGUCCCGACCCUCCUUCAUCUCUAUUUAUCUAUAUCCUCAUCUCCUUUUUCGAUGUAGUGUGUACGUAUCCAUAUUCAUUUAAUUUCUAUUUUUGCUUCUAUCUGCAUGAACCAGCAAUGGGCAACCUCUGCACUUGUUUCGCACCAAAAACAGUGAAAACAAAGAAACCCAUAAAGCGUUUAACCGGUAACACGCAGUCCGUGCGCAAUUCAAGCAGCCGGUGGAAUCGAAUUCCAUCCACGCGCAAAGACAGCACUGAUUCCGUGAUUCAGGAACAGGCCUUGGCUGCCGCCAUUCUUUUUAGGCAGCACCAGCAACAGAACGGCUCCGGUCCAUUGCCGUUUGAUAGGUCGGCUUCGCUACGGUACCCGAAUAAUUCCGGGUCGAAGAAAACUCAGCUGCCCCGUAGCUCCAGUUCGAGAGCCCGAUCUCUUACCGACCCGUUGUUGCAACCUCACCAGCUACUUAACCAGCAGGAUAUUAAGCUUGAGGAUCUUGAGACAAACCAUUUCGUUCUUGUCCAUGGGGGAGGCUUUGGUGCUUGGUGUUGGUACAAAACAAUUGCUCUUCUAGAAGAGGGUGGUUUCAAAGUUACUGCAGUAGACUUAACUGGAUCUGGGGUUCAUUCUUCAGAUACAAAUGGCAUUGCCAGUCUUUCUCAAUAUGUGAAACCCCUUACCAAUUUUCUUGAAGAACUUGCUGAUGGGGAGAAGGUGAUUUUGGUGGGGCAUGAUUUUGGUGGUGCUUGUAUAUCGUACACAAUGGAGUUGUUUCCUCAUAAAACUUCAAAGGCUAUUUUUGUUGCAGCGGCAAUGCUGACUAAUGGGCAGAGUAUUCUUGAUAUGGUCUCACAGCAGGCAAAUUCAAAUGACUUGUUGCAACAGGCACAGAUAUUUGUGUAUGCAAAUGGGAAUGGUCAUCCUCCAACUGCUAUUGAUCUGGACAAAUCAUUAUUGAGAGAGUUGCUGUUCAACCAGAGUCCUGCCAAGGAUGUUGCAUUAGCAUCUGUUUCAAUGAGGCCAAUUCCUUUUGCACCAGUUUUGGAGAAGCUUUGUCUUUCAGACAUGAAACAUGGAACAGUUAGGCGGUUUUAUAUAGAAACUGCAGAAGAUAAUGCCAUACCUAUCACACUACAGGAAAGCAUGAUAAACUCAAGCCCCCCAGAAAAGGUUUUCCAUUUAAAAGGUGCUGAUCACUCACCCUUUUUCUCCAAGCCUCAAGCCCUUCACAAGAUAUUGGUAGAGAUUUCUAAGAUGCGCUCAACUUGAUAGUUUGGUAACUAGAUAACAUACUGGACUCCUGGAGAGCUUCACUGGAAGAAGCUUAGAAUUGCUGCUCACAUUGGGCUUUCUGCAAUUCAUUAGAAGAGAAGAUUUUUAGUUGUGUAAAUGCGCUUGCCAUUAGAAAAUAAAAAAUAAAUAAAACUCAACCAUUUGUUGGAGCCCGAAAAUGUUUAUCUCCUUCCUC
Molecule: messenger RNA, 1577 nt
Organism: Manihot esculenta (cassava)
Lineage: Eukaryota; Viridiplantae; Streptophyta; Magnoliopsida; Malpighiales; Euphorbiaceae
Product: putative methylesterase 11, chloroplastic
Exons: 5
Coding region: 227-1378 (383 amino acids)
Molecular function (GO): methyl indole-3-acetate esterase activity; methyl jasmonate esterase activity
Source: RefSeq, a predicted model, not a curated record